Molecule: messenger RNA, 2805 nt
Organism: Aspergillus glaucus CBS 516.65
Lineage: Eukaryota; Fungi; Ascomycota; Eurotiomycetes; Eurotiales; Aspergillaceae
Product: U4/U6-U5 snRNP complex subunit PRP6
Exons: 3
Coding region: 1-2805 (934 amino acids)
Biological process (GO): spliceosomal tri-snRNP complex assembly; mRNA splicing, via spliceosome
Cellular component (GO): catalytic step 2 spliceosome; U4/U6 x U5 tri-snRNP complex
Molecular function (GO): protein binding
Source: RefSeq, a predicted model, not a curated record
AUGGCGUCCGGGCGGAAAGACUUCUUGAACCAACCAGCCCCCGAAAACUACGUUGCGGGUUUAGGUCGUGGUGCCACCGGAUUCACGACGCGGUCGGAUCUGGGACCUGCACGAGAGGGCCCUACACCAGAACAGAUCCAAGCUGCACUUGCGAAAAGAGCAGAGCUCUUGGGCGCAGCUCCCCCAACGGCAUACGGAGCUGCUCAAAAAGGCGGCAAGGAAGAUGAAGGGGAUGAAGGAGGGGACGAUGAACGAUUCCAAGAUCCGGACAACGAAGUCGGUCUUUUCGCCUACGGCCAGUUUGAUCAGGAUGAUGACGAGGCAGAUCGCAUUUAUGAGGAAGUAGAUGAGAAAAUGGACAAGCGACGGAGGAUAAGAAGGGAAGCCCGCGAAAAACAAGAGCAAGAAGAACACGAACAAAAGAACCCCAAGAUCCAGCAGCAAUUCGCCGAUUUGAAACGUUCCUUAGCUUCGGUUUCCGAGGAUGACUGGGCCAACCUUCCUGAAGUCGGAGAUCUUACCGGAAAGAACAGACGAGCGAAGCAGAAUCUACGCCAGCGUUUCUAUGCCGUACCGGACAGUGUUAUUGCCGGCGCAAGAGACGCGCAGCAAUUCGAUACUACCAUAAACGAGGACGGCACGCAAACCGAAGGUGGAGGCGGGGACGGAGCGAUGACGAACUUUGCGGAUAUCGGUGCUGCUCGUGACAAGGUGCUGAAAGUCAGACUCGACCAAGCUGCGGGAUCGACAGGUGAUGCCGCGUCGGGAAGUUCGACAAGUAUCGACCCGAAGGGAUACCUCACGAACCUCACGCAAUCAGAACUCAAGGCCGGUGAAGUGGAAAUCAGUGACAUCAAGCGUGUUCGCGUCUUGCUCGAGUCGGUAACGAAGACGAACCCGAAACAUGGCCCAGGUUGGAUUGCCCUUGCACGUUUGGAGGAGUUGGCUGGGAAAAUGGUGACCGCUAGAAAUACCAUGGCCAAGGGUUGCGAGCUUUGUCCGAAGAGCGAAGAUGCGUGGUUGGAGAAUAUCCGACUUAACGAGGGACAUAACGCCAAGGUCAUUGCUGCGAAUGCGAUUAAAAACAACGAUCAUUCGACGAGACUCUGGGUUGAAGCUAUGAAACUGGAAUCGGAUGCUCGUGCAAAGAAAAAUGUUCUGCGCCAAGCCAUUCUUCAUAUUCCUCAGUCCGUUGCUAUUUGGAAGGAAGCUGUGAACUUGGAAGAGGACCCGGCUGAUGCACGUCUUCUCCUCGCGAAGGCGGUCGAGAUGAUUCCUCUAUCCGUGGAGCUUUGGCUUGCUCUUGCUCGCCUUGAAUCUCCAGAAAAUGCACAGAAAGUCCUCAACGCUGCCCGUAAAGCAGUUCCAACGAGCUAUGAAGUGUGGAUUGCUGCGGCGCGACUACAAGAGCAAAUGGGUACUUUCCACAAAGUCAACGUUAUGAAGAGGGCUAUCCAGUCUCUCGCAAGGGAGAAUGCCAUGCUCAAGCGAGAAGAAUGGAUAGCGGAAGCUGAACGAUGCGAAGAGGAGGGUGCAGUUCUCACCUGCGGUGCGAUUGUCCGUGAGACUCUGGGAUGGGGCCUGGAUGAAGACGACGACCGCAAGGAUAUCUGGAUGGAUGACGCCAGGGGCAGUAUCGCCAGGGGCAAGUACGAGACUGCUCGAGCUAUUUACGCCUAUGCGCUGCGUGUCUUCGUCAACCGCAGAUCGAUCUGGCUCGCAGCAGCCGAUCUGGAGCGUAACCACGGCAGCAAGGAAGCGCUGUGGCAAGUCCUCGAAAAGGCCGUGGAGGCGUGUCCGCAGAGCGAGGAGCUAUGGCUACAGCUUGCUAAGGAGAAGUGGCAAUCCGGAGAAAUCGACGAUGCGCGGCGAGUCCUCGGCCGUGCCUUCAACCAGAACCCCAAUAACGAAGACAUCUGGCUUGCCGCCGUCAAACUGGAAGCUGAUGCCGACCAGACAGACCAGGCACGAGAGCUGCUCUCCACGGCCCGUCGCGAGGCAGGCACAGACCGUGUUUGGAUCAAGAGUGUUGCAUUCGAGCGCCAACUGGGCAACAUUGACGACGCUCUCGAUCUCGUAAACCGAGGUCUCCAGAUCUACCCCAAGGCCGACAAGCUCUGGAUGAUCAAGGGUCAAAUCUAUGAAGCCCAGAACAAGUACCCGCAAGCCCGGGAGGCAUACGGAACAGGUACCAGAGCGUGCCCCAAGUCGGUCCCUCUCUGGCUCCUGGCAUCCCGUCUGGAAGAGACAGCAGGCGCAGUCGUCAAGGCCCGUUCCGUCCUCGACAGAGCCCGUCUCGCCGUCCCCAAGAGCGCAGAACUCUGGACCGAAAGUGUCCGCGUUGAAAGACGCGCGAACAACAUCGGCCAGGCGAAGGUCCUCAUGGCAAAGGCGUUGCAAGAAGUGCCCAACUCAGGAUUACUCUGGAGCGAAAGCAUCUGGCACCUCGAGCCACGGCCGCAGCGCAAGUCACGGAGUUUGGAGGCGAUCAAGAAGGUUGAAAACGAUCCGAUUCUGUUCAUCACCGUGGCGCGGAUCUUCUGGGGUGAGCGCCGGCUGGAGAAAGCUAUGACCUGGUUCGAGAAGGCGAUUGUUUCGGACAGUGACUUUGGAGAUGGGUGGGCUUGGUAUUACAAGUUCCUAUUGCAACAUGGUACAGAGGAAAAACGAGCGGACGUCAUCUCCAAAUGCAUCAUAACCGAGCCCAAACACGGCGAAGUCUGGCAAGCGAUCGCCAAAGACCCAGCCAACGCGCGCAGGUCAACCGAGGAGAUCCUCAAACUCGUUGCAAACAACAUGAAUUAA